Messenger RNA from Papaver somniferum (opium poppy), 444 nucleotides. RefSeq names its product chloride conductance regulatory protein ICln-like. Lineage: Eukaryota; Viridiplantae; Streptophyta; Magnoliopsida; Ranunculales; Papaveraceae. The coding region runs from base 1 to 444 and encodes 147 amino acids. Gene Ontology annotation, biological process: cell volume homeostasis; mRNA cis splicing, via spliceosome; spliceosomal snRNP assembly. Gene Ontology annotation, cellular component: plasma membrane; cytosol; methylosome. The transcript has 3 exons. The record is from RefSeq and is a predicted model, not a curated record.
AUGGUUUCGCUUGGAAUAAGAAAUUUCACAGACAGAAUCGGUGAUGGUGCUGGAGAACCACUUUUAGAUGUUGAGAAUGGUGAAGAAUUGAUGCAUAUCCAACCCUUAGUAGCCAUUGUUCUUGCAAAUCGACCUCCUGAAUCUCCUGGAACUCUUUACAUAACCACCAAACGAAUUAUUUGGUUGAGUGAUGUAGAGAGGGAAUUGGGUUAUGUAGUUGAUUUCCUAUCAAUUUCUGUACAUGCUGUUUCUACAGACCCUGAGGCUUACGCAUUGCCUUGUAUUUAUGCUCAGGUUGAGACUUUAACAACUGGACAAGAGCAGUCAGAUUCAGAUAGUAUUCAGUCAUUAGACUUAUCUGAGAUUGAAGAAAUGAGGCUCAUUCCUUCGGAUCCUACCAGUGUAUCCUUCAUCAAUAAAAAUUUACAAUUGAAAUUCUAUUAG